Messenger RNA from Stereum hirsutum FP-91666 SS1, 2084 nucleotides. RefSeq lists its product as uncharacterized. The transcript has 19 exons. The record is from RefSeq and is a predicted model, not a curated record. NCBI's taxonomy places the organism in Eukaryota, Fungi, Basidiomycota, Agaricomycetes, Russulales, Stereaceae. The coding region runs from base 1 to 1932 and encodes 643 amino acids.
AUGACAACGGCCCUUAAUUCUGUCAUUGCGUCACCUACGGCCGUAACGGCGGCGACAGAUCCGUGUGCUGCCAUUGCUGGACAGACCUUCGUACCUGUAGCCAACGCGUUGGCUUGCCAGAAGUCUUUUCCUUUCAACGAAACGCUCCGGCAGAACGUGUUGUCGGUUGUCUCCCGCGUUUUCGAUUUUUAUACUUUCGAGGAUUAUUAUUUGGACUCUCCUCCGCCCUUCCAAGAGUCAACAACAAAUAUCCGGUCGGAGUUGGCCAGGAUUAACUCGACGGUGUACGAGACGGAUUAUGAGUUCAACCAGGAUCUCUACAAUUUCACCAAUCAACUGAAUGACGGCCACACAUUAUGGGAAUCCAACUGCUACUUCUUCAGCUGGGAAAACAUCCUCCCCACACCAAUCGUCGCCCUCUCGACCUCAGACGGAACGGACACCAGCAACCCUCCUAUUUUUGUCGCCCCCGAUACCGUAGCAUUCAUCGAACUCAUCGGCGAUCCCUUCACUUCCUUCUUCACCUCCAUCAACUUCGACUGGCAACGUCUCGCUGGUGCUCAAGUCACAUCCAUCGAGGGCAUGGACCCUUGGGAUCACGUCGAUAUGCUUGCGGAUACGGUGACGGGCGCGUAUCUGGACCACAACGUGAGGGUGAACAGCGUAUUUACUUCGUAUAGGCUUUCGGGCGACUCGUUCAGUCAAAGAUUUGGGGACUUCUCUGGGAGGUUGUUCUCGGAUGUAGAGGGGGUAACGAUGACGGUGAUACCGGUGAACGAGACGAAGGAAGAGACGGUGUUCGUGCCGUUCUUGUCUGUAUUUAUGGGUAAUGAUUUCACCGAUGCUGAUUCAUACUGGGCGAAUAACUGCGCUGCUGUUGACGGUACCAAUGGUAUCGACCGGCGUAUGCCCCCUUCGAACGGCCGCAGUAUAUCCAGCCCCACCAAACCACAACCCAUGGGUAUCUCCAAACCUUCCCCAGAAAACAUCGGCCUGCCAGAACCCUUCCAGCCCACUCUACCUCAACUCGGUGGUUCGGCCGGAGUCAUGAAGUCUUUCCUCCUUGAGGAUAAUCAGACGGGUGUCAUGUUCGUCGGGUCGUUUGAGGAUGACUUUUCCGAGUUUCAGAGCAAUACGCAGGCGGCGGUCACCGCGCUUCAGCAGGCGGGCGUGACGCGCGUUUUGAUUGACCUGACCAACAACAACGGAGGCUUUGUUCUAAUUUUGGUUACGCGCGAGUACCUCAAUCUAUCAUUUAUCGGCUACGAAAGCACGGUACGGGGAAAUGAGCUCGCCCAGAAACUCGUGGCCGCGAAUAUCGAGCUAGGACUCACUGAUGACCUGACGAACUAUGCUCCCAGUAACUACGCUUUCUUGAAUGACACGCCCUUCCUGGAUACUACCAACUACAUGAGCCCGUUGGUCCCGACGACAAUUAAUGGACAGAGUGAUCCGACUUCGCAGAGGCUUCAUGAUAUUUGCAACAAUCAAUUCACCGUACCGAUCCCUGAGGACCCACCCUUCGAUCUCGCAAACGUCGCCAUCGUGAGCAAUGGGAACUGUGCAUCUACGUGUGCUCAAUUUUCUACGAUCAUGACCGAGAGACACAAUACGACGCAGAUCGUGUUUGGAGGCAAGCCUGGAGAGAGUAUUGAGUUCAAGGGCAUGGCCGGAGAGCAGGUCCUGGAAUGGACGGAUUUGGACACGGAGAUUAAGACAGCGGGUCUGAAAGAUGAUCCCUUGGCCCCGCCUGACCUCCUUGUCUCUGCCGAUAUGCGACACAAUUGGAGGACAUGCUAUAGCUUCUUCGACGAAAGCACACCAAUCGCAUACUUCUCUGAGCAGCCGAAACUGCGUUUCUCGUAUACGGCGGAUACGUACAACAACCCUCAAAACGUUUGGACGUUUGCUGCGAGCAAGGCCUUUGACUGAGGUGACUUGCGAGCGUCGAGAAGAUAUUUAUUGGGACAUUGCUUGUUUUCCUAUGUGCUCUAUUUUGGGUUGACCGUCGUGCUCGCAGCCAGGCGUAUUUGCCGCUGCGGAUCAUACACAUGCUUUCGAUGAUUUCACCUCUAAUCCUUUUU